AUGGUCCGUUACGCUAAUCAGGACAUUCCGGCCGCAAAGAGCGCCCGCGCCCGGGGCUCUUACCUGCGUGUCUCCUUCAAGAACACCCGCGAGACCGCUCAGGCCAUCAACGGCAUGAAGCUCCAGCGCGCUCUUACCUUCCUCGAGAACGUCACCAACAAGGCCGAGGCCGUUCCCUUCCGGAGGUUCGCUAGCAGCACUGGCCGCACCGCCCAGGCUAAGCAGUGGGGUGUCGCCCGUGCCCGCUGGCCCGUCAAGUCCGCCGAGUUCCUCAUCGAUCUCCUCAAGAACGCUGAGUCCAACGCCGACACCAAGGGUCUCGACACCGGCAACCUUGUCGUCAAGCACAUCCAGGUCAACCAGGCUCCCAAGGGCCGCAGACGUACCUACCGUGCUCACGGUCGUAUCAACCCCUACAUGACCAACCCCUGCCACAUCGAGCUCAUCCUGACCGAGGGUGAGGAGGUCGUCCAGAAGGCUUCCGUUGUCGAGCGCAAGGAGCGCCUCAGCUCCCGGCAGCGUGGCGCUCAGAUCCGCCGUGCCAUCACCGAGGCAUAA
Molecule: messenger RNA, 558 nt
Organism: Aspergillus calidoustus
Lineage: Eukaryota; Fungi; Ascomycota; Eurotiomycetes; Eurotiales; Aspergillaceae
Source: the annotation of a GenBank genome assembly